Colletotrichum lupini is the source of this 933-nucleotide messenger RNA. RefSeq lists its product as uncharacterized. The transcript has 5 exons. The record is from RefSeq and is a predicted model, not a curated record. NCBI's taxonomy places the organism in Eukaryota, Fungi, Ascomycota, Sordariomycetes, Glomerellales, Glomerellaceae. Bases 1 to 933 code for a protein of 310 amino acids.
AUGGUGAACCCCUGGAGAGGGAGAGUAAUUUCAACCCCAAUAUUCCCCAUCUGUCUCACGUGCCCCCCACGCUCUGGCGCAAGGACUCGGACAAGAGUCGAACGUGCAAAUGAGCCUGACGAGACCAAGACCAGCCCGGGUAGCCUGACUAUUUCUGGGCAUCCACCAGGCAGACGUCGGUCAUUCAUUCUCGUGUCGCAUCUACACGAACGCUUGACUGGCUAUGUUGAUCGCUCAAAGAAGUGCCUGCGACCGCUGCCGAACCCUCAAGAUCUGGUGGUCCAGCGAAUCUGGAGUUUCCAACAAGGUGGCCACUCAGUCGACACCGUCAGCCUCCCGCAGCUCCUCGAAACCGUCCAGCAUAACGAUUCGGACGAACCUGUCUCAUGUGGUUCCGUUCAAAUGUCACCAAUGCGAGCGACCUUGGAAAUUGGCUGGGAGCCAUACCAAGAUAUCCGGCAGAGCACGCAGUAUGUCUCGACGGCUUGGAUCAAAAUAUAUCCGCUGGGAUGCUCGGAUCACCAAACCAAUAUGAUAGAUACACAACUCGACGACAUGUCUCCCGGAAAACCUACAUUAAUUGGCUCUUCAACCAGUAGCGCAAGUCAUUGCUGGAUACUGGCAUACGACCACCCCUCUAUUGAUAGUCACUUCGAGUCGUUCGCUGAUGAUGGUCCUUCGCUCCCGCCAGAAGCCUCUCGACAGCCUUUGGACGUAGCGCUCGGGGAUUUAAUGACACUCGAUCUCUGGUAUUCGACGCACCACGGCAAUGCAUCAUGCGGAAGGAACUUGUCACAAGCCACUCCAAGCAUUAAACAACGACGAUCGACGUCUCUACCAUCCAUAUGGGCUGCGGUAUCCGGCGCUUUCAGCUUCACCACCCCGACGACGGGUGAUUUCCGACAGAGGCGGCUACGUCACGCAUUCAGAUAG